Molecule: messenger RNA, 2225 nt
Organism: Sesamum indicum (sesame)
Lineage: Eukaryota; Viridiplantae; Streptophyta; Magnoliopsida; Lamiales; Pedaliaceae
Product: MLO-like protein 6
Biological process (GO): defense response
Cellular component (GO): membrane
Source: RefSeq, a predicted model, not a curated record
GUUCAAAACCUUAACUCACUGUUUUUUCAGCUUUCAUCUGCUUCAAAAUUCCGCAAGCAGCCGAAGGUUUUUGAUACAUCUUUGAAGAGUAACGAAGUGAGCUUAUUCAGGGCAGGUGAUCAGUGAAACUCUGGGAGUUGCAGAGGCGGCGGAGGACAGAGAAAAUGGCCGGAGCCAGCGGAGGAAGGUCGCUGGAGCAAACGCCGACGUGGGCUGUCGCCGUCGUCUGUUUUGUUCUGGUGGCGAUUUCUAUCGUCAUCGAGCACAUCAUCCAUUUAAUCGGAAAGUGGUUAAAGUCGAAACACAAAAGAGCUCUAUAUGAAGCUCUUGAAAAGCUGAAAUCAGAGUUGAUGCUGCUGGGAUUCAUAUCCUUGCUGCUGACAGUAGGGCAGGGUCCAAUCUCGGACAUAUGUAUAUCGAAAGCAGUCGGCGCCACGUGGCACCCAUGCAGCAAGAAGCAAGAGGGAAAGAAGUAUCCGGCGGAAGAGGAUCUUGGAGAGGACAACCGCCGGAAACUUCUCAUGGUGGAGGAGGAUGGCGGCGGCAGCUUUCGGCGAAUCUUGGCGGCUGGCGGAACUGACAAAUGCGCAGCCAAGGGUAAAGUUCCGUUUGUGUCCUCGGACGGCAUCCAUCAGCUCCAUAUUUUCAUCUUCGUGUUGGCUGUUUUUCAUGUCCUAUAUUGUAUUCUCACCAUGGCCUUGGGAGGAGCUAAGAUGAGAAAAUGGAAAGCGUGGGAAAAAGAAACAAGAACAGCUGAGUACCAAUUUUCACACGAUCCGGAGAGAUUUAGGUUUGCGAGAGAAACAUCGUUCGGGAGAAGGCACUUGAGCUUCUGGAGCAAAACGCCUCUUCUACUUUGGAUUGUCUGUUUCUUUAGACAAUUCGUGAGAUCUGUUCCUAAAGUCGAUUAUUUGACUCUACGGCAUGGAUUUAUUAUGGCACACCUCGCGCCCCAAAGCCAUGCGAGCUUUGAUUUUCAGAAGUACAUCAGAAGAUCACUCGAAGAGGACUUCAAAGUGGUUGUUGGUAUUAGUCCACCAAUUUGGUUUUUCGCCGUGUUGUUCCUGCUCUUCAAUACUCACGGAUGGUAUUCCUAUCUUUGGCUACCAUUCGUCCCGUUGAUUAUAAUAUUGCUGGUAGGGACGAAACUGCAAGUAAUAAUUACAAAAAUGGGUCUGAGGAUUCAAGAGCGAGGAGAGGUCGUUAAAGGCGUGCCGGUGGUUCAGCCCGGCGACGAUCUUUUCUGGUUCAAUCGUCCGCGACUCAUUCUCUACCUCAUUAAUUUUGUGCUUUUCCAGAAUGCUUUUCAACUGGCCUUCUUUGCCUGGACUUGGUACGAGUUCGGGUUGAAAUCUUGCUUCCAUGAACAUGUGGAGGAUAUCGUGAUCAGAAUCACAAUGGGGGUUCUCAUACAAAUACUCUGCAGCUAUGUCACUCUCCCUCUUUAUGCCCUUGUCACUCAGAUGGGAUCGACCAUGAAACCAACCAUAUUCAACGAACGAGUGGCGACCGCCCUAAGAAACUGGCACCACACAGCCAAGAAGCACAUCAAACAAAACAAGCAUUCCGCCCCAACAACACCUAUGUCCAGCCAUCCGGCCACCCCAUCCCACGGCAUGUCGCCUAUCCAUCUCCUACGCCACUACAAGAGUGAAAUGACCGAUAGUCUCCAAACCUCUCCAAGAAAGUCCAACUACGACAUGGACAAUUGGGAGUCGGAGUCCCCCUCUCCCACCCGGUUCCAUGGCCAGGGCGACGCCUUUCACCAUAACCUCGAGCUAGGCUACAUGGAGCACAGGGUGGAGCUUGGCCAGCACGAGCCGAGCUCCUCCCAAGUCGUGCCGAUGCCACAACCACCACGUGACCAACACGAGAUCAAUAUUGGUAUGCCGAAGGACUUCUCGUUUGACAAGAGAGCCAGUAUAUAACUAAAAUUUGAAAUUUGUGUCCAGUUCUAACAAAGUGAUGGUUGAAGGUGGAGAAAUCGGUACAUGUUCUUACCGAUUUUCUUGAGAAAAAUCUGCCGGAAAAUUGAGGUGUAGGAGAGGUUUUUGUUUCGUUUUAAUUUCUUCAUCAAACUUCAAUUAUAUAUGUGCAUGCCUGUGAAAAGGAAUCGGUCAGUGUAAUGACAAACUAUGACUUUCCUAUCAUGGGAAGAUGAAUUGUAAUAUUGUGUAUAUAUAUAUAUACAUCGAUCAAAUGAAGGAAUUGGAUUUUUCACGCAA